Molecule: messenger RNA, 1450 nt
Organism: Salarias fasciatus (jewelled blenny)
Lineage: Eukaryota; Metazoa; Chordata; Actinopteri; Blenniiformes; Blenniidae
Gene: arl5a
Product: ADP-ribosylation factor-like 5A
Exons: 6
Coding region: 300-839 (179 amino acids)
Molecular function (GO): GTPase activity; GTP binding
Source: RefSeq, a predicted model, not a curated record
CAGCGCAGCGCCUUCGCCACAGCCAGCUGGAAACCUCCGGCUGCUCCGUGGCUCACUGCGCUCACUGUCACUCCUUCCGACAAAUCCACCGCCACGCUGACAUCCGCCACCUGUGGGGGGAAGGAUCAGCUGAGUUUACUCCACAGAAGAAUGGAGGCCGUCCCGAAAAGCCGCGGCAGCUCCCCGUCGCUGUAGUUAGCAGCUAGCCAGCUGGCUAAAGGUAGCCUCUCAGUUCUAUCAUCGCUAGCUAGCUGGAGGAGAUUCGUACAAGCUGGCAUCGAAAGCCGUCCUCGUCAGCCAUGGGGAUAUUAUUCACGAAGCUCUGGAGGCUUUUUAAUCAUCAAGAGCACAAAGUGAUCAUUGUGGGCCUGGACAACGCUGGGAAGACCACCAUUCUCUACCAGUUUUCGAUGAACGAGGUGGUGCACACGUCCCCGACCAUCGGCAGCAACGUGGAGGAGAUCGUGGUGAACAACACUCACUUCCUGAUGUGGGACAUCGGGGGCCAGGAGUCUCUCAGGUCCUCCUGGAACACCUACUACACUAACACAGAGUUCGUCAUCGUGGUGGUGGACAGCACCGACAGAGAACGGAUCUCCGUGACCAAAGAAGAACUCUACAGAAUGCUGGCACAUGAAGACCUGAGGAAGGCGGGUCUGCUGGUCUUCGCCAACAAGCAGGACGUGAAGGGCUGCAUGUCCGUCGCCGAGAUCUCCCAGAGCCUCCAGCUGACCUCGGUCAAAGACCACCAGUGGCACAUCCAGGCCUGCUGCGCCCUCACCGGGGAGGGGUUGUGUCAGGGUCUGGAGUGGAUGAUGUCCCGGCUGCGCGUCAGAUGAUGACUCCCGUCAGCAGGGCGCCGUCUCUCCCUCUGCUUUCUGCUUCCACACACUGGAGGACCAGGAGGAGGAGGAGGACCGGGGGGGGCUGUCCUCUGUCCUGAGACGGCAGACCGCUGCCGGGGACGUUCCAUUCUUCUCUCAUAAUUUAUUUUCCCAGAGAGGUCUGAACUGAACUGAGAGAAGCAGAAGGCCUCUCUGAAGGACGGAGCAGCGACGACACUCGGAUCUAUUUAAACAGAAUUUCCUGCACGGUUUUGUUGUUUCAGCGCCGGUCGGCGCCGUGCGCGGCGUGGAGCGGCACACAGACGUUUCCUCCUGCUGUGUGAGCGCAGCCCUCCGUGGCCUUGCAGUAUUGCCGGACUGGCCGCGGCGGUUUCCGCCGCCCGGCCGUGUGAACAGUCCAGUAUUCUCUCUGAACUGGUGCCUGCGGCGGGACGGCGGCCGGGGACGGCCGGGGACGGCGGCUGGGGACGGCAGCCGGGGACGGCCGGGGACGGCCGGGGACGGCCAGGGACUCGCUCACAGAACGUCCUCCUGUUCAGUCCCCAGGAAGAACCAGUGAAAUAAAGUGUUUUUAUCUGUUUGAGGCGACCGACUGUUCUUCUGUU